Nyctereutes procyonoides (raccoon dog) is the source of this 2981-nucleotide messenger RNA. RefSeq names its product toll like receptor 1 (gene TLR1). Gene Ontology annotation, cellular component: membrane; Toll-like receptor 1-Toll-like receptor 2 protein complex. The coding region runs from base 432 to 2816 and encodes 794 amino acids. The transcript has 4 exons. NCBI's taxonomy places the organism in Eukaryota, Metazoa, Chordata, Mammalia, Carnivora, Canidae. Gene Ontology annotation, biological process: cellular response to triacyl bacterial lipopeptide; toll-like receptor signaling pathway; immune response. Gene Ontology annotation, molecular function: Toll-like receptor 2 binding; lipopeptide binding; transmembrane signaling receptor activity. The record is from RefSeq and is a predicted model, not a curated record.
GUUAAACAAAGCUAAGCCCCUGAGUGGAUCCCUCAGAGAGUGCCCAGACAGGAUAAAACCCAGAACCACAAUUAUUCGGUAACAAGUGCAGCUCUUCCUGCCCAAAGGUCCUGUCUCCCAGCUUUAAGAAAAACACCGUUCUGUACCGAAAACAUCUCAACAAUGCUUUCUUGAACUUUUGCUGCUGGCCCACAUCACAUCAUCUUGGUGCCCAGUAUGUAACCUGAGUCUUCUCAUCUGGAUUCUAAGCCUGGAUGCAAAUUUAAGUUUAUAUGAAUGGUGAUGAAAGGGGUAUAUUGGGCCCUCUUACAUGUUUAAAGAAAUCAAGAUAACCAAGGCAUCAUUUGGAUACCUCUACAAAAAGGAUCUUUACCCGAAUUGCGAUAUUCUGAGGAACAGCAACUACACUUAGGGAUGUCUAGUGUUACAAAAUGAUGAAAACUAAUUCUAGCAUCUUCCAAUUUGCCAUCAUCUUCAUAUUAAUACUUGAGAUCAGAAUACAAUUGUCUGAAGAAAGUGACUUUCUAGUUAACAGAUCAAAAACAGGUCUCUUUCACAUUCCCAAAGACCUAUCCCUGAAAACAACAAUCUUAGAUAUAUCACAAAACUAUAUAUCUGAGCUUCAGACUUCUGACAUCCUAUCACUAUCAAAGCUGAGGAUUUUGAUUGUUUCUCAUAAUAGAAUUCAAUAUCUUGAUAUCAGUGUUUUCAAAUUCAACCAGGAAUUGGAAUACUUGGAUCUGUCCCACAAUGAGUUGGGGAGGAUUUCUUGCCAUCCUACGGUGAACCUCAAGCACUUAGACCUUUCAUUUAAUGCAUUUGAUGAUCUACCCAUAUGCAAAGAGUUUGGCAACAUGUCUCAACUAGAGUUUCUGGGGUUGAGUGCCACACAGUUACAGAAAUCUAGCAUGCUACCAAUUGCUCCUUUGCAUAUCAGAAAGGUUUUACUGGUCUUAGGAGACACUUAUGGGAAAAAAGAAGACCCUGAGAGCCUUCAAAAGCUUAACACAGAAAGUCUUCACAUUGUUUUCCCUACAAGAAAGGAAUUCAGUUUUACUCUGGAUGUAUCAGUCAGCACUGCAGUAAGUCUCGAAUUGUCUAAUAUCAAAUGUGUGCCAGAUGGUAAUGGAUGGUCUUAUUUCCAAAAUGUUCUGUCAAAACUGCAAAAGAAUUCAAGGUUAUCAAGUCUUACUUUAAACAACAUUGAAACAACUUGGAAUUUUUUCAUUAUGCUCCUUCAGUUGGUUUGGCAUACAAGCAUAGAGUAUUUCUCAAUUUCAGGUGUAAAACUACAAGGUUACCUUGACUUAAGAGAUUUUGAUUAUUCUGACACUUCACUGAAGGCCUUAUCUAUACACCAAGUCGUUAGUAAUGCAUUCAGUUUGCCACAAAGUUAUAUCUAUAAAAUCUUUUCAAAUAUGAACAUCCAAAAUUUCACAGUGUCUGGUACGCACAUGGUCCACAUGGUUUGCCCAUCUCAAAUUAGUCCAUUUCUGCAUUUGGAUUUUUCUAAUAAUCUCUUAACAGACAUUGUUUUUAAAAAUUGUAGAAACUUGAUUAAACUGGAGACACUUAGUUUACAAAUGAAUCAAUUAAAAGAACUUGCAAGUAUAGCUCAAAUGACCAACGAGAUGAAGUCUCUACAACAAUUGGAUAUUAGCCAGAAUUCUCUAAGGUAUGAUGAAAAUGAAGGAAACUGCUCUUGGACUAGAAGUUUAUUAAGUUUAAAUAUGUCUUCAAAUAUACUUACUGACUCUGUUUUCAGAUGUUUACCUCCCAAGGUCAAGGUACUUGAUCUUCACGAUAACAGAAUAAGGAGCAUUCCUAACCCAAUCAUGAAGCUAGAAGAUUUGCAAGAACUCAAUGUUGCUUCCAAUUCUUUAGCCCACUUUCCUGACUGUGGUACUUUUAAUAGGCUUUCUGUACUGAUCAUUGACUCUAAUUCAAUUUCCAAUCCAUCAGCUGAUUUCCUCCAGAGCUGCCAUAACAUUAGGUCCAUAAGCGCAGGGAAUAAUCCUUUCCAAUGUACAUGUGAGCUGAGAGAAUUUGUCCAAAGUCUAGGCCAGGUAGCAAGCAAAGUAGUAGAGGGUUGGCCUGAUUCUUAUAAGUGUGACUAUCCAGAAAACUAUAAGGGAACCCUACUGAAGGACUUUCACGUGUCUCAGUUAUCCUGCAACACAACUCUGCUGCUUGUCACCAUUGGGGUCGCUGUGCUGAUCUUCACUGUUACUGUGACUGCCCUCUGCAUCUACUUUGAUCUGCCCUGGUAUCUUAGGAUGGUGUUUCAGUGGACCCAGACCCGGCGCAGGGCAAGAAACACACCCUUAGAAGAACUCCAAAGAAACAUCCAGUUUCAUGCUUUUAUUUCAUAUAGCGGGCAUGAUUCUGCCUGGGUGAAGAGUGAAUUACUACCAAACCUAGAAAAAGAAGAACUAAGGAUUUGUCUCCAUGAGAGAAACUUUAUUCCUGGCAAGAGCAUUGUGGAAAAUAUCAUAAACUGCAUUGAGAAAAGUUACAAGUCCAUCUUUGUUUUGUCUCCCAACUUUGUUCAGAGUGAAUGGUGCCAUUAUGAACUGUACUUUGCCCACCACAAUCUCUUUCAUGAAGGAUCUAAUAACUUAAUCUUGAUCUUGCUGGAACCUAUUCCACAGUAUUCCAUUCCUAGCAGCUAUCACAAGCUCAAAAAUCUCAUGGCACGAAGGACUUAUUUGGAAUGGCCCAAGGAGAAGAGCAAACAUGGACUUUUUUGGGCUAACCUAAGAGCGUCUAUUAAUAUUAAAUUGAGGGAGCAAGCAAAAAAAAUAGAUCACACAUAGGUCUAAAAAUAUUCUCUUGCUGCUUUUGGAAAAAAUCUUUCUGUUUUUGGAAGCUCUAUUGUAAUUGAUUAUUUUGUAUCAGCACAAAUAUAAAUGCAAUUUUGAAUCUAUGAUGUAGAUAAAAAUGCAUACUUUCAGGCUCUCCAGUUCACCAUUUAUAUGUGG